AUGGUUAGUCCAAAACCGGAGAGUAGGGAAACGGUGCCGUGCGAUUUCUGCAAUGAGCAAAUGGCGGUUCUCUACUGCCGAGCUGACUCCGCCAAACUCUGUUUAUUCUGCGAUCAGCGCGUGCACUCUGCGAACUUACUUUCCCGUAAGCACCUCCGCUCUCAAAUCUGCGAUAAUUGUAGCACUGAACCGGUUUCGGUUCGGUGCGCAACCGAUAAUUUGGUGCUUUGUCAAGAGUGUGAUUGGGACGGGCAUGCUAGUUGCUCUGCGUCGGCCGCACACGAUCGUACCCCUGUGGAAGGGUUUUCUGGUUGUCCGUCGGCCUUGGAGCUGGCUUCAGCUUGGGGAUUCGAUCUCGACGAGAAGAAACCGUCGGAUCGGAGCUGGAACAGGUGUUACGAAGAGUUGGUGGCGCCGUCUGUGCAAUCGUGGGUGUACAAAACGAACUUGCAAGAGAUGAUGGUACCGUACGAGAGUUUUAGCGGCGGAGAGAUGUUGAAGAAGCAGAAUCACGGGGGUGGGAAGUGCAAGCAGGUUAUUUUCAAGCAGCUUGUAGAGUUGAUGAAGAGAGAUUUCGUGGGCGGUGGAGGUGGGGAGAAUCUGGUGCCAAAUGUGGAAGCAAACGGCAGCUUUUUGGGUACACAAGAAGUUAUACAGCCGCAGCAGCAACAGCAAACGCAAACGACGUUUAGUUGUUUGCUUAGGAUGCAAACGCAAGAGAUAGAUCGCAUUAUGGAUGGAGGAGAUGCGUUGUGGAAUGGUAAUCCAAAUGGUCAGACUCCUCAGAUAUGGGAUUUUAAGCUAGGGCGGUUGAGGGGUGAGGAAGAGUGUAGCCAAGCCCAAUUGGAAGACGUUGGAUACGUUGGAAGUGAUGCUGGUUUCAUGAUUAACAAUUUCAGUGAGCCUUUGACUAAUGCCAAAUUGGUCGGAGAUAAGUACAGCAUCAGCUACCCUCCUUCACAAGACGAUAUGGCUUCAAUCAAUAACAAUUCUAGUAAUCCUGCAGCUAUUCUGGGACCAGCCACAUCUGAGAGCAACAACCUACCAACAGCAAAGCCAUCAUCAGGUUCAGCUUUUGGCAAACUCAAGGGCACUAGCAGUUCUAACAAUGUUCACUUAAUGGAACAAUCUUUCCUUGUGAGGUGUGACCAAACAAGGCUAGCAGCACCUAGCAAGGCUGAUCUCGAGUUGCUGGCGCAGAACAGAGGUAAUGCCAUGCAACGGUACAAAGAGAAGAAGAAAACACGAAGAUAUGAUAAACACAUACGCUAUGAAUCGAGGAAGGCAAGAGCUGAUACUAGGAAGCGAGUGAAAGGACGAUUUGUGAAGGCUACUGAAGCUGCUGAUGAUUAAAGCUGUACUUAGAGUGAUCUGCCUCGUUUGUUGUAUAUAUUUCUUAUUUGUAAUAGCAUUCCAUAUUUCUCGCAUUUUCUGAUUAUACUGGUUCCAUCAAAUUCAAAAUUUUAUCAUCUCCUCUUAACAACGCAAACAGGGGUGUUUUGAAUUAUGGUAGGGCAGAGGCAGGUGGAGGAUGUUUGGGCCUGUGGCUUUGUCUUCUUGAAGCGCUUUGAGGGCUGGCUGCAGUGAAGUUGCCUGAAGCAGAUUAUGGGCCUGAGACUUUGAUAUUCGGCCUGGAACUCAGGGUCAUGACUUGGUUUAUAUCUCCCCCCCACCACCACCACAAAAAAAAGGGCUUUUUUUUUAGGUCCAUUACUGGUUAAGUGUUUCAGUAUUAAGUAAUAGAGCUGAUUUAAACAAUAGGCAGUACAAGCUUAGCUAGAUAAACUUGUACCAUAUACUUUCUCAAGCUUAAGUGAAGCUUCAAAAUUUUUGUUUAAUGCUUCAGGUCUAGAGCAAUAAUCUUAAAACCGGAUUGCUCUGCGAAUAUGGUAGGCUUCAUAAUUUUCCAUCUUAAAAGUUUGGUUAGGUUUGAUUCAUCGAAAA
Durio zibethinus is the source of this 1944-nucleotide messenger RNA. RefSeq names its product zinc finger protein CONSTANS-LIKE 14-like. Lineage: Eukaryota; Viridiplantae; Streptophyta; Magnoliopsida; Malvales; Malvaceae. The record is from RefSeq and is a predicted model, not a curated record. Gene Ontology annotation, molecular function: protein binding; zinc ion binding.